AUGUCCACCUUCAAUAUCUCUCCAAUUCAACUUCAAUAUCUUAUAUGGGGUCGAUUUGACAAUUCAUUUGCUGAUGAUAUUUUUGUAAUUCUUGGCAAUAAAGCCAUUCAUACUAUCCUAGCUAAUAAAGACCUCAUUAACAAGCCUGAUGAUCAAAACAUAAUCACUCAUGCUUAUUUAUACACAAAAAGCAAACAUAGAUCUCUUUCAAAUAAUUGGGAUAAACUACUUUUCUUUAAUGAUGAUAAAAGAUUUAUCAUCUUCCCUGAAAGAUUAGAUCUAAUUCCUAAAAAAUCAACCAUAAUGGUUAGAAAACUAUCCUCAGAAGAUGAGUUAAUCAAAGUUUCUAUUCACCUUUUAAUUCCACCCACACCUGUUUGUCGUCCUCAUGUUCCACUAUAUGGAGAUCCAUCAAUAGCUAUAGUAACAAGUUCUUAUUUCUAUGACAAUAUUAAUAAUUGUUCCCCAUCAAUGUUAGAUGUAGCUUACAUUUUAUCAGAAAACAAACGAACCUAUGCUCAAAAACAUGUUGAUGAUGAUGUGAAACUAUUUGAUGAGAGAAUACAUUUUAUAAUAUCCAAAUCUAAAAAAGAUGCAACAUUUAAUACAGGGGCGUUUUUGAUUAAGAAUUCUGAAUGGAGUUUUGAAUUUUUGAAAAAAGUGCAAGAAAUAGAAGUUUUGCACGAUGAUAAAAAGAUUGAACAAGCAUCCAUGAGGCAACUUAUUAAUCAAUAUCCUAAUCAUGGUGACCAUACAUUAGAAUCAUUCCCUGAUGUUUGGAAAAAUGAUGAUUUUAUUCUUCAUUUUGCUUCUAAUGAUU
Racocetra fulgida is the source of this 820-nucleotide messenger RNA. Lineage: Eukaryota; Fungi; Glomeromycota; Glomeromycetes; Diversisporales; Gigasporaceae. The record is from the annotation of a GenBank genome assembly.